Seminavis robusta is the source of this 367-nucleotide messenger RNA. The record is from the annotation of a GenBank genome assembly. NCBI's taxonomy places the organism in Eukaryota, Bacillariophyta, Bacillariophyceae, Naviculales, Naviculaceae.
AUGCCGCCUCCCAGCCAAGACAUGAGUUCACCCAAAGAGACUGGCUUUGAACUUUCAGAGUCAGCGAGACAAGAAGAGAACGGAGCCAUGAACACAGAGAGCACCGGGGCCGCUUCACCGAAUGGUGGUGAUUCAAGUGCCGUGCAACCACCGAGACGACGAAAGAAACAAUUCGCUGUAUCGACACGAUGGGAACAAGAGGUGGCGAGUCGCGGCCAACCGAGCGACAUGCAUAGCUACUUUUGCUGUUGUGCAAGACGGGUUGGCAACAUGUUUAUUCUACUGGAGUACGCAGAUGGAUCACCGAUCGUUGUGGCUGGGCCUUGUUGGCCAUUUUGUCUUCUGGUCACGGUGCCUCUGAUUCUGG